AUGGGAACCAGAAAAACUCGAGGAAUAUUUGUUUCUGAUUAUGAAGCACGGUCUCCAAGAGGCUAUAAUUUUCCUACUGAUUAUAGUUUUGAUGCAAAUUCUGUCAUAGAUGAUCGAAGAAGAUCAAUGGCAUUGCCACUGUACCAGCAAGCGCAUGGUCCAGAAACCCAUUCACUAUGCAAGCCAAGAAAUGAAAUUUUAGAAGGCAGACAGUCACCACGGCCUACUAAGUCAAUUAAUAUUAAUGAUCCGCUUAUAUCCACAACUCCAAUUAUUGUAUUAAUUAUACAGCAUCCAAAAGAUUCAAAAAUUAAAGCGAUGCCUUGUAUUAACUUAGAAGACCGCCCACAAAUAUCAGAUUCUCAAGACGGAGAAUGCGAUAUUGAACCAUGGAAGCGUAUGAUUGGCAAUGCCAGCGAGCUUAUGCUUCUGAAGGUAAAUACAAAAUAGUUUCAGGAAACACUUAUGAUAGAAAGGACAAUUAUGCUUGAAAUCAUUAAUAAAGAUUCAAAGAGAGACCAAGUGCUGCUAGAACUUACAAAAAAACUAGAAACUCUUAACAGGGAAAAUGCAAUUUUGGCUUUGGAAAAUAAGGGCUUGCAGGGUAUGAUGCACACAUGGAAUCCGCAAAUAAGUUAA
This is a messenger RNA of Blepharisma stoltei, 639 nucleotides long. The record is from the annotation of a GenBank genome assembly. NCBI's taxonomy places the organism in Eukaryota, Ciliophora, Heterotrichea, Heterotrichida, Blepharismidae.